AAUCAGAAUUUCAGUCGAGAAAAAGUUAAAGACAGUUUCUAAUCAAUAAAUAUCUAGGUUGUUACAAUGGAGGAUGAAAGUGGAUAUUAUGUAAAUGAGGUGGAUGGACUACCUAAUGAUCACCCGGCAUUUCCAUAUGAAAUCGAUGAGCCUGAAAAUACCGAAAACAUUGAUACAUUGGACGACUUACCAACAUCUAUCAUUGUUACAAAUAUCCAUUCUGAAGUUUUCCACUCUGACGAAUUGAAGGCUGAAAUGGAGGCACUAUUUCGAGAAUUCUCAGACGAUGUGACAUUUCACUGGCUCAAAAGCUUUAGAAGAUUGCGAGUUAAUUACACUAAUGCAAUAUCUGCUGCAAACGCUCGAAUACAACUUCAUCAAUAUAAAAUUAGCAAGUCUAUAAUCAAUUGCUACUUUGCACAGCCAGUUACUCCGAUAUCAAAUAAAAAUCUUCAGCCACCAGCUCCUGUGAAACAAUUUCUCAUUAGUCCGCCUUCAAGUCCACCAUUGGGAUGGCAACAAGCUGAAGAAACGGAACCGCAUCUCUUUAAUCAUGACUUGAUAGCUGCAUUAGCAAAUUUAAAUCCAGGCGAAGUACACGAAAUACAUGCUCCUUCCGAGAAUCAACCAGGCAUAUUGGUACACACAGCUAUUGUCCACGAUGAACAAGCAGCUGAUGACCCCGAGAGCGAAGAAGGUAAGAAGGCACGUAUGGGAAUUGUUCACACAAGAUGUCCCGAACGAACAUAAAUAUUGCGUAGUCAAACUUCAGAAAAAAUAUUAAGUAAAAUUUUAACAAGAUAUGAUGAUUAUGAACCGAGAGAGAGUGAGAGGAAGAUCUUAAUCUACUCUAAUUGUUGCAUAUAUGCGUUUCAUGUGAUCCAUUAAAAUCCAUUAGAUGUAUAGAUGAGUGAUAAUGAAAAAGAAAGAAAACUCAUUUUA
This is a messenger RNA of Chironomus riparius, 942 nucleotides long. Lineage: Eukaryota; Metazoa; Arthropoda; Insecta; Diptera; Chironomidae. The record is from the annotation of a GenBank genome assembly.